Messenger RNA from Paramecium primaurelia, 1038 nucleotides. Lineage: Eukaryota; Ciliophora; Oligohymenophorea; Peniculida; Parameciidae. The record is from the annotation of a GenBank genome assembly.
AUGAUGCUCUAGCAAUACUUAAGAUACAUUAAUCUUUAAUAUCCAGAAAAUAUAGAGAUUUAUUUUUCUUUUAAUGAUAUGAUAACUAUUCAACCUCUACUAAAAUUUAUCUAUUUUCCUCAACUUUUAUAGCUUACUAAUAUCUAGUUAAAUUAAGAAUAUUCUGAAGGAAAAUUCAAUGUGUACAAAUAAAACACUAACUUGAUCAUCAAUCUUUCAUGCCAAAUAUUUUAAUUCCUAAUGUUUGUAUUCUUUAUUCUGUGUUUUCAAUGGAUUAAAAAGGUUUUGUAUAAAUGGAUAUUCUGUUCUAGGUACUUUUGCUGUAUGUCAUCUUUAUCAUUAUAUAUAAAUCCAAAAAUAAUCUUUAAGUUUAGUUAAUCCUUUUAUAACAUUUGCAUGGAACUACUUAAAUUGAAAAGAUUUAUGUCUUUUUAAGGAUUAUAAAAAGCCUUAUUUCUAAAUGGCUGGGAUAUGAUAUUUAAAACAUUAUUGUAUACAAGAAACAUUUUAACCAAAAAUUACAUAGAUAUUGUACAAAUUAUUAUCGCAAUCAUAAUACUUAUCCUUUAUUUUACCAUUUUCCUAAAUUUCUUUAAAGGUAAAUCAAAAUUAUCAAAGAAGAACAGCUACUAAAUGUUUGAAAUGCUGAGUUUUUGUAGAUAAUUUUUGUUUCUAUUAUUUUUAAUUUAUGUAUAGAGUUCCCAAAUACUUUAAUUAGGAUUACUCCUUAUGACAAGCAUAUUUUAGAUUGGAUUCAUAUUUAAUUAUCGUUGUAUUUUUAAUAAAAAAAAUUACAUUGUUUAAAUUGUAGUUGAGAUAUCAGUAUUAACAUUUAUCCUUAGUUCAUUCUUAUACAUCUAAGAGUUUAAUGAAUAUUUUAAUGAAGAGAAAAAAAUUUUAUUGGGAUGGGUUCAAGCAAUCAUACUAUCCAAAGGUAUAACUAUAGAGCUAAUUUGGAUCUGCAAAGAUUUAUUAUAAAAAUUGAUAUAGAACUGCAGAAGUUAAUCACAAAUUGUGAAUAAUCCAAUAUUUCCAUGA